CACAAGUUUGUCAUCUAACUUCCGGCUGAGAGGAACUUCUACCUCUGGCUAAGCGAGUACUAACCAUAUUCCAGAAAGCAAAUAUGUCGAGUAUUACAUGCUCAGUUAGGGGCUGUCAUAACAACUGGAUUAAGAGAAGAAACCUUUUGCACCAACAAUGUUACGAACACAACGUGGAGAGGUCUGAGUGUUGUGGUGCGCCUUACAAUUUACACCCACCACCUAAAGACGAGGAACACCUGAGGCAGUGGCUGAAGGCGCUAAACUUGAAGCGCCCGCCCAAGCGCCCUUAUGUUUGUUCGUACCAUUUUACGGACGGGAAGCCGACAGACGAACACCCUUAUCCCGAAAAAUGGCUCGGUUACGAUGUUCCUGAAAAGAAACCACGCAGGUUGCUGGAAAGGUUGUCAAAUUCAGAUGCAUCGACGAGCGUCAGUGAUGCAGUGGACAAAUGUGCAGAUAAUACUAUCCAAAUGCGCCUGCACUGGGAUGCAGCAACACAGUGGGAGGAUCCAUCUCUUAUUGACCACAACUACACUUUAAAACCACAACUUGACUUGACACCACCUACAUCUGAAAUUGAAACACAAUGUGUUGUGCCAGCGCCAUUGUACAUAACUCUGCUGCGAAAUAACCACCUUUGUCAGCUCUACACAGGAUUGACAUUGGAUGUAUUUUAUUCAGUUGCCGAUCACCUUACAAAUACAUACAACAACAGCUUCCAGCUACACCCUUGGGAUCAGCUCCUGAUGACUUUAAUGAAGCUCCGUCUUAAUUUAUUGCAGGGUGAUCUUGCUGAAAGGUUUGGUAUUUCCCAGAUUAUUGUAAGCAAGGUGAUUUCAUGUUGGAUUGACAUCAUGGAGGAAAACAUGAGGUAUUACAUGCCAUGGCUUCCCAGGGAGACAAUCCAGGCAACGAUGCCUCAGUGUUUCAAAGAACAAUUUCCAAAUACAACAUGUGUGAUCGACUGUUCAGAGACACCUCUUCAAAAGCCCUUCAACCUUGACUCGAGAGAUGAGUCCUACAGCCAAUACUAUGGCCAGAGCACCAUCAAAUACCUGGUCUGCAUUGCACCAUGCGGACUGAUCAUGUUCAUUUCACCAGCGUAUGAAGGAAGGUGCAGUGAUACGUUUAUAACGGCUAAUUCGGGGUUACUGGAAUAUCUUGGCCCAGGCGAUGAAGUAAUGGCAGACCGAGGCUUCACCAUUACAGAUCUUCUCUAUGAAAAGAAGGUCAAACUUGUCGUUCCAGCAUUCACCAAGAAAGACAUGCAACUAUCUGAAGAAGACACCAUUAACACUAGGCACAUUACUGAUGCACUUGUCCACGUUAAGCGGGUCAUAUGCCAACUGAAAAACUUCAAAGUCCUUUCUCAAACAGUUUCAAUUAACCUCAUCCCUAAAAUUGAUCAAAUUUUGAGGAUUUGUGCAGCCCUUUGUAACCUUCAAAGCGACAUCAUUUCUGAUGUAGAGGAUGAGUAAGUGUUGCUUUGUAGGUGUGUUCCAACAUCUGUUGAUCUAUUUUGCUGUGGUUUUGCUUUAACUAAAGUGUAAAUAGUACACGUAGUUAUGUUGUGACCAGAUGUUACUUGUAAAUAUAGUUAUUUAUCCUUUAAAAUGUGACGAAUGUUACAUGUUGUAAAUACAGUUAUUUAUAAAAAUUUAGUUACCUGGACUCCAUUCCCUUU
Misgurnus anguillicaudatus (oriental weatherfish) is the source of this 1687-nucleotide messenger RNA. RefSeq lists its product as uncharacterized. The record is from RefSeq and is a predicted model, not a curated record. NCBI's taxonomy places the organism in Eukaryota, Metazoa, Chordata, Actinopteri, Cypriniformes, Cobitidae. Gene Ontology annotation, molecular function: sequence-specific DNA binding.